Messenger RNA from Otolemur garnettii (small-eared galago), 1670 nucleotides. RefSeq names its product cytochrome P450 2F2-like (gene CYP2T1). Gene Ontology annotation, molecular function: iron ion binding; oxidoreductase activity, acting on paired donors, with incorporation or reduction of molecular oxygen, reduced flavin or flavoprotein as one donor, and incorporation of one atom of oxygen; heme binding. NCBI's taxonomy places the organism in Eukaryota, Metazoa, Chordata, Mammalia, Primates, Galagidae. Gene Ontology annotation, biological process: xenobiotic metabolic process. The record is from RefSeq and is a predicted model, not a curated record. Gene Ontology annotation, cellular component: cytoplasm; intracellular membrane-bounded organelle.
CCACCCCACUCUACCAAGAAUGACAAAGUAAGACUGUCUAAAAAAAAAAAAAAAUCCUGGUGUAUGAAAGUUGUCAAAGAGAGCAAACUGAGACAGCCACAGAAAAAGCCAGAAGGAGCCAGGCUUAGUUCUGCUACAGCGCGACUUUGGGUUGGGGAAUCUAUGGAGCGAGCAGCCGGGAAGAUGCCACUCCUCCCACAUCAGAUCUCCACCCCUGCUCCACCCAAGACUCAAAGGAAAUCAAAUAGAGGUGAAGGGACACAGGCAUCAGAAUCGCAGACACAAUGAUCACGGGAAUAGCAGCAGCUCUGCUGUUGCCGCUCCUGGUGCUGGCAUUAGCAUGGUGGAGUUGGGGUGCGCGCUGCACUCAGAUGAGGGGGGCUCUGCCCCCCGGGCCCAGGCCGCUCCCGUUGUUGGGGAACUUGCUGCAGCUGAAGCGACACCUGGACCGUGCGCUCAUGGAGCUCUCCCGCCACUGGGGCUCGGUGUUCACCGUAAGGCUGGGCCGGCGCCCUGCAGUGGUGCUCUGCGGCUACGCAGCGCUGCGGGACGCAUUAGUGCUACAGGCGGAUACCUUCUCUGGCCGCGGGGCCAUGCCGGUCUUCGAACGCUUCACACACGGAAACGGCAUCGUGUUUUCUAAUGGACCGCUCUGGGGAGCGCUGCGCAAUUUUGCACUUGGAGCGCUGAAAGAGUUCGGUUUGGGCACGCAGACCAUCGAGGAGCAAAUCCUGGAGGAGGCUUCUUGCCUGCUUAAUGAAUUUCAAGCCACCAUUGGAACCCCGUUCGACCCCAGGCGGCUACUGAGUAAUGCUGUAUCCAAUGUUAUCUGUUCUGUGGUCUUUGGGAAACGCUAUAGCUAUGGAGACUCGGAGUUCUUGAGGCUCCUGGACCUCUUCAAUGACAACUUCCGCAUAAUGAGUUCCAGAUGGGGUGAGGUGAGAGGAGCGGCCACAAUGUCUUCCUCGUGUGCUCAAUUUUAUGCCAAACCCUCUGUACCCUCUAAAAUGACAAAAAAUUAUUCUAGUGACUUAAAAAGAAAAAAACACCUCAGGCCAGGCGUGUACCCAGAGGUGGCAGCCAAGGUGCAAGCAGAGCUGGAUGCUGUGGUAGGUCGGGUGCGCGCCCCAAACCUAGAGGACCGCGCGUGUCUGCCCUACACCAACGCCGUACUACAUGAGAUCCAGCGCUUCAUCAGUGUCCUGCCACUGGGACUGCCGCGUGCCCUCACCCGCGAUACCCACCUGCAUGGCCACUUUCUGCCCAAGGGCACCUUCGUGAUUCCCCUGCUGGUGUCUGCGCACCGAGACCCCACCCAAUUCAAGGACCCAGACUGCUUCAACCCCACCAACUUCCUGAAUGACAAGGGGGAGUUCCAGAGCAACGAUGCUUUCAUGCCCUUUGCCCCAGGAAAGCGGAUGUGCCUUGGAGCAGGACUGGCCCAUUCAGAGAUCUUCCUCUUCCCUACUGCUAUCCUACAGAAAUUCUCCCUGCUCCCUGUGGAGAACUCUGCCAACAUCAACCUCACGCCACAUUGCACUGGCCUGGGCAAUGUCCCCCCAGCCUUCCAGCUUCGCCUAGUGCCCCGCUAAGAUCAGGCUCUGCAACUUUGGGCUCACUUGCCCUCACACAUCCUAGCCCUCCUUGGUCAAUAAAAGCCAUGACUUACA